GUGUUGUUUUGAACUCCGCUCUGUCAUUGGCAUCUGAUCUCGGCGUCCUUCGUGGCAACUGAUUCCCAGAUUAUUGAUAUUAUUGAUUGUUGGAUACAUCGAUUGAUCGUCUGCUUCUCCCAUCAUUCAGGUUUGACCCUUGUUAUCACACUGUGGUUUGUAUUCAGUAUGUCUUGUGUUCAUUACAGGUUUCAGAGUCGACUCACCUACGACUCGCUCCAGUUUGAGGGCCUCAACAUCACUGUGGGAGAGCUGAAGCGGCAGAUCAUGAGGCGCGAGAGGCUGAAGUUCUGCCAGCUGAAGAUCAGCAAAGCCCAAACUGAUGAAGAAUACACAGAUGAUGAUGCUCUCAUCCCCAAAAACACGUCGGUCAUCAUCAGACGGGUCCCUGCGGCUGGACUGAAGUCCACCAACAGAAGAUUUGUUGGGUAAGUCAUGUGAAAUGAGCGCAAUCGUCCUCUGAUAGAUGUUAUAUCAAGAGUUUGAGUCUGUCUGUGGUGUUUUAGUCACACAAGCUCCUUUGUUUUGUUUUGCAGACA
Molecule: messenger RNA, 539 nt
Organism: Danio rerio (zebrafish)
Lineage: Eukaryota; Metazoa; Chordata; Actinopteri; Cypriniformes; Danionidae
Source: RefSeq, a predicted model, not a curated record